Molecule: messenger RNA, 2414 nt
Organism: Gossypium arboreum
Lineage: Eukaryota; Viridiplantae; Streptophyta; Magnoliopsida; Malvales; Malvaceae
Product: myosin-binding protein 2-like
Exons: 4
Coding region: 381-2285 (634 amino acids)
Source: RefSeq, a predicted model, not a curated record
CAUGACAAAGCCUUAAACGACGCCGUUGACCUAAUAAACAACACAUAAAGCUGAUGUUGGCAGCAGCGGUAGUCUUUGUUCAGACUUGCAGAGAUAGCAAACAAAAAAGGAUCGCCAACAGAACUUAAAGACGGUGGUGAUGAAUUUCCCACUUUCCGAUAAAAACAUUUGUCACUCACGUUGUCGUUCACUGUAACUAUCAUAACCUCGGAAAUCGACAGUUCUUUCAUACUUUUCAAUCUUGUCCUACGCCUAGAAAUUUCCCCAGCCCACCUUUGAUCUCUCAUGUCUUUAUUACCUUCGGGAUUCCUUUUUCUUUGCUUAACACUCAAGCUUCUGUAAAAUCACAGGGUGGUGUUGUUUGAGCUUUUGAAAUUGUAAUGGUUUCUUGUACAAUUCCUUCAUGGACCUUAAUUGGUCUUGUAAGAUCUUUUCUUGAUCUUACACUAGCUUAUUUCCUUUUAUGUGGAUCAACCUUGGGUUUUUUUGCUUGGAAAUUUUUUCAUGUUUUUGGUAUUCAUCUGCCAUGUCCUUGUUCUGGGUUUUUUGGUUACCCAAAUACCAACCUCUGUUGGCAUAAGCUGCUUAUUCAAUGGCCAAGAACAAUGAUUUACUCUGUUCAACACCAGGCUUUGGAUAGGUUCCCUUUUAACUCGGUUUCAUUCAACGAUUCCAAUGCCAAACCCAUUAGUGCUGAUGGGAAAUUUGGCAUUGGGAUCAUUGAAUUAGAAGGUGAAGCAUGUUCUACUUCACUUUCAGGUUUGAGAUUGCAAACUAUAGUGGAUAAAGAUAGUGGAUAUGAUGCUAAGGGAAAGAGAACUAUAAACCAGAAGUCGAAAUCCGGAACUCGGCGCCGGAGAAGGGCUGCUUCCGGUAAUGGAAAAUCUUCUGCUGUAUCAUUGUCUGGUAAUUUCCCAACAUCAGCUGUUGCAGGUGUUUCAUGUUCUUAUAUCAGUGGUUGUGAAACAAGACGUGAGAUUAAGGAUAAUUUGGGUCCAGUUAGUGAAAUAGAAGAUAGUUUUCCUGAUGAUAAAAAUACUCGAGCUGGCACUGAUAUGGGUGAGGCAACCCGGCAUGAUUUUGAAUUGAGCAGUGGAGAGGAGAAAGGUUUGACUUUUAUAAAAAAAAUAGGGUUUGUUGGAGAGGAAGCAAAUCGGAUUGGAAUGUUGGAACGAGCGCUUGAAGAAGAGAAAGCUAAACGUGCUGCUAUUUACUUGGAGUUGGAGAAAGAAAGGGCUGCUGCUGCUUCGGCUGCUGAUGAAGCCAUGGCGAUGAUUUUGCGUCUACAAGAGGACAAGGCUGCUAUAGAAAUGGAAGCGAGGCAAUAUCAAAGGAUGAUUGAAGAGAAAUUUGCUUACGACGAAGAAGAGAUGAGCAUUCUGAAAGAGAUGCUGGUUAGGAGGGAGAAGGAGAAUCACCUUUUGGAGAAAGAACUCGAAGCUUACAGGCAGAUGAAUAAUCGAGGAGAGGAGCAGGAGGAAUGUGAUUUUAGUUAUAUGUCGAGUAAAGGGGGACAACUGCCUUCGAUUCCAUUUGGUCUAGACGAAGAUCAGCUGCGAAUGGUGAAACAGGCAGGGAAUGGUGGAUUGACUACAAAGAAGGAAGUGGAGAGAGGUCCUGGUUGGGGUUCGGAAAAUGAGAUUCCGUUAGCUGGGGAAAGAAGUCAUACUGCAGACGCUUAUUUAACCGGGAAAGCAGAAGGACUGGAUGACGGUGACAUAGCAGGCCAAGCAAUAGCAACCAAAACAGUCCAAGGUGAUGAGAGAACUUGUUUAACUGGAGAAGAGCUCAAGAGAAAUGUAGAAUUUUGUGAGGCAGUAGAUUGCAAUCCGCACGAUCCCACGGUUGAUAUGGAACCGGCUGUUUAUGACAUACAUGUUGUCGAUGAUAAAGUAGACAUUCUGAAGGAGGAGAAUACAAAAGAAAGUAAAUUACCAUCUGGUUCUGCUUUAAAUCACAAAACUUUGCUAUAUGACUCGAGGGGGAGUUUUUCUGCAGUCGGUACUGAAAUGUUGGAGAUUGGUGCUGAAAUCAAAUGCCUUAGAGAAAGGCUGCAAAUCGUACGAGGAGAAAAAGUGAAGCUGAGUUUCUCAUCGGAUCAGAGGAAAAGGAUAGAUACCCAUUUGAAACUCAUCGAGGAGCUGGUGAACCAACUUCGAGAAUUUCAGCAGCUAAAGGAGCCCGUUCGGCAGACUUCUUUACCUCCUUUACCUUCACCUUUCAAGGUAAACUCCAACCGGAGACGCUGCCGGAGCGUAUCGGAUGGAAUCGAAGAUAGUGCGUAAGCAAUGUAAGCAAUGUACAGAAUAAGCUAUGGAAUCGGCUGUUUCUUAGGUUUUCUUUUUUUCAGAUAAGAAGUUGAUAAAAUAUCUGUGAAGUCCAUAAAUACAUAAAUAUUUAAGUUUAAUUGUUAA